CGCGCUCGUGGUUCUGCGUGGUUCAGGCGCGUUCCCUCGGCGGCAGGCCUAGGAAGGUCUGCGCUCAUUCACCUUCGUCGGCCAGAACCGUCCCGAUCCCGUCGGCAAGAUGGUGAAACCCAAGUUCAAAGGACGGAGCACCAUCAACCCCUCCAAGGCCAGCACAAACCCGGAUCGAGUACAGGGAGCUGGAGGCCAAAACAUGAGGGACCGUGCCACCAUCCGCCGCCUGAAUAUGUACAGGCAAAAGGAGCGCAGGAACAGUCGUGGUAAAGUGAUUAAGCCUCUGCAGUAUCAGUCAACAGUAGCUUCUGGUACAGUGGCACGAGUAGAGCCAAAUAUUAAAUGGUUUGGAAACACACGUGUGAUUAAGCAGUCAUCAUUACAAAAAUUUCAAGAGGAAAUGGAUACAGUUAUGAAGGAUCCAUACAAAGUUGUCAUGAAGCAAAGCAAGUUACCAAUGUCUCUUCUCCAUGACCGAAUCCAGCCUCAUAACUCAAAGGUGCACAUUCUUGAUACUGAAAGUUUUGAAACUACCUUUGGCCCUAAGUCUCAGAGGAAACGGCCAAACUUGUUUGCAAGCGAUAUGCAGUCUCUUAUAGAAAAUGCUGAAAUGUCCACGGAGAGCUACGACCAGGGCAAGGAUCGCGAUUUGGUAACCGAGGACACUGGUGUGAGAACUGAAGCCCAAGAAGAGAUCUACAAAAAGGGACAGUCCAAAAGAAUAUGGGGUGAGCUCUACAAGGUGAUAGAUUCAUCAGACGUUGUCGUUCAGGUUCUUGAUGCUAGAGAUCCAAUGGGUACCCGUUCCCCUCACAUUGAGGCUUACUUGAAAAAGGAAAAGCCCUGGAAACAUCUCAUUUUUGUGCUUAACAAAUGUGACCUUGUUCCAACGUGGGCCACAAAACGGUGGGUUGCUGUCCUCUCCCAGGACUACCCUACACUUGCCUUCCAUGCAAGUCUCACCAACCCCUUUGGCAAAGGAGCAUUCAUUCAGCUUCUGCGGCAGUUUGGAAAGUUGCACACUGACAAGAAACAGAUCAGCGUGGGGUUCAUUGGCUACCCGAAUGUUGGCAAGAGCUCUGUGAUAAACACACUGCGCUCUAAGAAAGUUUGCAACGUGGCCCCCAUUGCAGGUGAAACCAAGGUCUGGCAGUACAUUACCUUGAUGCGUCGCAUAUUCCUGAUUGACUGUCCGGGUGUGGUUUACCCCUCUGAGGACUCGGAGACAGACAUUGUGCUGAAAGGAGUUGUUCAAGUUGAAAAAAUUAAGACUCCUGAAGACCACAUUGGUGCUGUCCUGGAGCGAGCAAAGCAGGAAUAUAUCAGCAAGACAUACAAGAUUGAUUCUUGGGAGAAUGCUGAGGACUUUCUUGAGAAGCUAGCUUUUCGCACUGGGAAGUUACUGAAGGGUGGAGAGCCUGACUUGCGGACUGUGGGUAAGAUGGUUCUCAAUGACUGGCAGAGGGGCCGGAUUCCUUUCUUCGUUAAACCGCCUAAUGCAGAGCCGCCAGCUGCCCCCCAGCUUCCACCCUCCUCAUCUUUGGAAAUUGCCACAGAAACAACCCAGAACAACCCAGAAGAGGAAACCACAGAAACUGUAGGUGAAGGGUCAGAAUCUGUCCUUGAGAAAAAAAAAGAAGAGGACAGUCCCUGCAAUGCUAGCUCAGAGAUGCAGCAGAUCCUCACACGGGUUCGCCAGAACUUUGGCAAAAUCAAUGUAGUGCCCCAGUUUUCUGGGGAUGACCUGGUUCCUGUUGAGGUGUCAGAUAUUGAAGAAGAGUUGGAGAGCUUGUCUGCUGAGGAGGAGCAGGAGGAGGAGCAGCCAGGGGAGGAGGACGAGGCUGAGUCUUACCAGGAGUCCCUGGAAGAGCCAGGGGGAAGCGACACGAAAGCAGUGAUUAAAGCCCUGGAUGAGAAGAUUGCAAGAUACCAGAAGUUUUUAAACAAAGCCAAGGCUAAAAAGUUUUCGGCCGUCAGAAUAUCCAAGGGGUUAAGUGAAAUGGUUUUUGCAAAACCUGAAGAACAGAGAAAAUCAUCUAAAGAAGAAAAUGAUACAGCACCUACUAGAAAGGGAAGGAAGCGGAAGGCUCAGAGGGAAGAGGAACGUUCAAGUAAAACUCCAAGGACACUCACAUCUAAGGAACGAAGGCGAGCAGCACGGCAGCAACAAUCUAGAAAAGUUGGUGUGCGCUACUACGAAACACAUAACGUGAAGAACAGGAACAGGAACAAAAAGAAGACCAGUGACUCAGAAGGACAGAAGCACAGACACAAAAAAUUCAGACAUAAGCAGUAACAUGUAAAAAAUCGUUUAUUAAAUUAUGUUAUACAAAAAAAUACAAUUAGAAAUUGUC
Messenger RNA from Sciurus carolinensis (gray squirrel), 2357 nucleotides. RefSeq names its product G protein nucleolar 2 (gene Gnl2). The record is from RefSeq and is a predicted model, not a curated record. The transcript has 16 exons. Gene Ontology annotation, molecular function: GTP binding. The coding region runs from base 110 to 2299 and encodes 729 amino acids. Lineage: Eukaryota; Metazoa; Chordata; Mammalia; Rodentia; Sciuridae. Gene Ontology annotation, cellular component: nucleolus.